AUGGCGGACGAAACGCCUACUCCGACGAAGAUGCAGCAAAGCCUGACCAGUGAGGAGAUUUGCCAGGCCCUCGACUCCGAUGACGCUGCUCGUCGAGCCCUUGCUGACGCCCAGUCCCGCAGCAUAUACAGGGAGACCAAACAAUGGCCAAGGGAAUGGGUUGGCGAUUUUCCGCCGAGCAGAUGGACAGCUCACAUGGUACACAAUCUGGCUCGAGUGAUUCGGCAUGUCGCGCGCGGCGCGUCUGGGUCGGCCAGCCUUGAGAACAAGCCAACCUUGGAGGACUUGCAGAACUACAUCCGUCGCCGAGCUAAGGGAGGAAGAAGCCACCACGCACAAUUGAAGCCGGGUGACAUUACUGAUGCAAUGGACUAUUUCGGAGUCGCGAGAAGCAAGAAUGAGUCGGCCGCCGUAGAGAACCAGCUCGCCUCUCGCGGGAGUGGCCGAGUUGCUCUGGAGGACGAAGACGACCAGAAAGGCGAAGGAGAGGACAAAAAAGACGUGAUUAACUCUACCACCGAGGAAAGACAAGACGAGCGCGAUGGUGAUACGAAGCAUGAAUCCGACGAGGUCAACAACAACCAAACCCGCACGAGUUCCAAAGCCACUGCGUCGCCUUUCCCUGUUCUCAACAGCCCGGACCGCGUGUCUAUUCACCAAAAGCUUGCUAGACAAGCUUACUCCAGCCCGCUCCAGAAAACCACCACUCACGAUCACCCUGCUCCGUCAUCAUCCGUCUCGCCAAAGAAGCACGCUCGCUCUGAAGAUACAUCCCCGAGCCCAGCCAUCGCGACGUCGGGCGAGCCGGCGAAAAGACGGCGCUUGUAUGCCAACAAGCCGAUCGCUGACCCCGACCUUUCCCCCCCAACUGCCGAUGAUUCUGCUUCGACCAUGACGAAAGAGAAAGACUGGGAGACGCUUCACGUUGUGGUCAAGAGAAGACAGACCGAGUCCAGCCUUGAAUACAUGACUCUGAAGAAAAAAGUCGACACAUUGCGAGAUGAGCUCCAAACACGAAAGAUGUCGCUGGAGACAGGAAAGUUUGUUUGGACACCAUCCCGGGGCGAACUCUUGAUUCACAAAAACACCCGUGAUGACGUUCUAACCAAUCUCCAAAAGCUACGUCGGACGGUCGAGUAUUACCUCACAAACAAGGAUCUGCUGGAGACUUUGGAUCUUGAAACACGGGCACUGGUUACCAAGGGCCACGAGCGAAGACUUGGUGACAUGGAGAAGGAACUUGCGAAAGCUGAGACGCAUGUUCAGGAUGCUCGACGUAAAGUCGAGGCCGAGAGUGAGGAAGUCAAGCAGCGUAUUGAGGAGGAUGAGGUCAGGCUGGGUGAUAUGGAGACUGGCCUCGACUUGGCUCACACCGAACAUGAUCGUUGGCGUUGCAUGGGACAUCUUGCUGCCCUGACGGCUCGGGACCUGGAGAGAGUGAUGACGUGCUUGGAGAAGCGAGGGCUGGGGCCUUCCGAGUACCCCGAGAAGCAGAUGCGAGAGGCUGAAGAUGAUGCUACAGUACAAGGGAAGAUUGAGGGCCUGGGUAAUGGUUCAGAGCGGAUGAGAGGUUACUGGGAGUGGAUGAGUUCCAUGGUUGAGUUGAUGUUUUAA
This is a messenger RNA of Fusarium vanettenii 77-13-4, 1614 nucleotides long. RefSeq lists its product as uncharacterized. Lineage: Eukaryota; Fungi; Ascomycota; Sordariomycetes; Hypocreales; Nectriaceae. The transcript has 3 exons. The record is from RefSeq and is a predicted model, not a curated record. Bases 1 to 1614 code for a protein of 537 amino acids.